Messenger RNA from Prunus dulcis (almond), 1158 nucleotides. RefSeq names its product bark storage protein A. Gene Ontology annotation, molecular function: catalytic activity. The coding region runs from base 26 to 1072 and encodes 348 amino acids. Gene Ontology annotation, biological process: nucleoside metabolic process. Lineage: Eukaryota; Viridiplantae; Streptophyta; Magnoliopsida; Rosales; Rosaceae. The record is from RefSeq and is a predicted model, not a curated record. The transcript has 5 exons.
GGGAUUAUUUAGAGUUUAGAGGGAGAUGGGGAGCCAUUUGAGGAUGGAGUUAAUGGUUUUUCUUGUAUUGGUUUUUUGGGGGAUUAGCAGCAUAGCCUAUGGUGCAGUUUCCCACACUACCAUGAGAAAGAUUGAUAGAUUAAAUAAAAAGGGUCCAUAUUUGGGCAUUGUGGUGCCAAAUUUCUUUGAGCUGAACCCUCUUCUUCAAUCCACAAGCUUUGUGGCUGAUCAGAAGCUUCCCUACUUAGAUUUUUCUGGAAGAAGGUUUCGAAUUGGACGGUUGGAAGACGAAAGUGUUAUAAUUGUUAUGACAGGAUUGAGCAUGCUUAAUGCAGGUAUCUCAACUCAAUUACUGCUAAGCCUGUUCAAGGUGAAAGGUGUUGUGCACUAUGGAAUUGCAGGAAAUGCAGAUCCUCAACUCCAAAUUGGAGAUGUGACUAUCCCUCAAUUUUGGGCUCAUACAGGCCUUUGGAAUUGGCAGAGGUUUGGAGAUGGGCCUGGUAAUGAGUUGUCCUUAGAAUCAUUUGGAGAUUACACAAGAAAAGUUGGUCACAUAAAAUUUUCUGAUUUCAACAACGAAACCAGAGAUGGCAAGUCUGUUCCCAAUCUUCUGAACAAUGUAUGGUAUCAACCAGAAGAGGUCUUCCCAGUUCAUGGCACUCCUGAAGUUAGGCAACAUGCCUUCUGGGUUCCAGUCAACCCUAAAUUUUUUUCAGUUGCCAAGGACCUAGAGGAUUUGAAGUUGGGGGGUUGUGUGAAUACAACUUGUCUGCCAAGAGCACCCAUUGUGGUGAGGGUCAAAAGGGGCAUAAGUGCAAGUGUGUUUGUUGACAACAGAGCAUACAGAGAAUUCUUGAACUCCAAAUUCAAUGCCACUUCCAUUGACAUGGAAAGUGCUGCAGUGGCUUUGGUCUGUCACCAACAGAAGAAGCCCUUUAUUGUAAUUAGAGCUCUCUCUGAUUUGGCUGGUGGAGGCUCCUCUCUCUCCAAUGAAGCCAACACCUUUGCAUCUUUGGCUGCUCAAAAUGCAGUUGAUGUUGUGCUUAGAUUCAUUUCCUUGCUGUCUUCAUAGCUACGCACACACACACACACCAUAUAUUUCUAUUGAUUUGUUAAAAUUUGAAUAAUUUAUAUUUAAAUCUGAAUUUUGUUUUGUUU